AUGGCUCCGAGACAAGGAUCUAGAAAGACACGGCCAAACUCUCGUGGCAAAAGCAACCGAAGAGCGGAUACAAUGGAGAGCGAAAGCGGGUUGUCUGUCGACUCAGCUGCAGAAAUGACAGAUUUAAUUAAGAAACUAAACAAUUCUGUAGCAGGAAGGAAAGCAGCUAAUGAUGGGCGCCAAAAAAUCCAGGCUCAGCACAAAGCCUGUGUCAAAAAGAUGGAAGAUAAACUGAAGGAGGUUUCUCAGUCAAACAGAAAAGCUAUUCUAGAAUACCGCAAAACACAGCUUGAAAGGCUAUCAGAGCUAGCAAAGAGGAAACUAGAAAUUGAGAAUGAGAUAGCCAAACACGUACUCUUCCUCGAGAAGGAGUAUAAGGACACAAGCCAGGCUGUGAAGGCAGUGUUGGAAGAAAAGAUAGAAACUCUCCGGAAAUAA
Molecule: messenger RNA, 438 nt
Organism: Microsporum canis CBS 113480
Lineage: Eukaryota; Fungi; Ascomycota; Eurotiomycetes; Onygenales; Arthrodermataceae
Exons: 3
Coding region: 1-438 (145 amino acids)
Source: RefSeq, a predicted model, not a curated record